GGGUAGUAGUAACGAUAAUAGGAGGAGGUGAAUCUAGGUGUACAUGGAGUAAAGAUGAGGAAGAAGCUUUGCUGGUUAUUUUAGAUGAAGCUGUAGCUUGUGGGCAAUGUUGUGAAAUGGGAGCAUUUAAACUUGAGACACUCAAUAUGAUUGAACAGCAAAAGGCUGAGAUGUGUCCUAACUUGGGAUUGCGAGCAACUUCACAUAUUGAAUCAAAGAUGAAAAAGUGGAAGAAGCAAUAUGGUAUAAUAUACAACAUGCGGAACAAAAGUGGAUUUGGAUGGAAUGACACUCUUAAAUAUAUGGAGGUUAACAGUGAUGAAGCUUGGAAAGCAUAUGUGCAGAGUAAGUCAAGUGCAAAAGGUUGGAGAGGUAAACCUUUUCUGAUGUAUGAGAGGCUUGCUAAUAUUUUUGGGAAGGAUCGGGCAAUAAGACAUGGAGCAUAAACUCUAACUGAUUUAGUUAAUGAUAUAAAUACGGAGGCUGAUAAUGACUAAUUUGAUGAUGUGUGUUCUCCAAUGUCUAUGAAUCAAAUACAUAGUCAACUGCCCACACAAUCCCAAUUAAAAGGUAAGAGGAAAGUUAAAUCAAAGGAUGUUGACAUCGUUAGCAGGUUAAACAAUAUAGCAGAUAAGUUUAUUGAUAAAUUAGCUAUGCAGUUGGACAAGUUGGAGAAAUCUGAUAUCAACUAUCCACAAUACUUAGCUAUGG
Messenger RNA from Ziziphus jujuba (common jujube), 711 nucleotides. RefSeq lists its product as uncharacterized. Lineage: Eukaryota; Viridiplantae; Streptophyta; Magnoliopsida; Rosales; Rhamnaceae. Bases 117 to 446 code for a protein of 109 amino acids. The record is from RefSeq and is a predicted model, not a curated record. The transcript is spliced from 2 exons.